Blepharisma stoltei is the source of this 980-nucleotide messenger RNA. NCBI's taxonomy places the organism in Eukaryota, Ciliophora, Heterotrichea, Heterotrichida, Blepharismidae. The record is from the annotation of a GenBank genome assembly.
AUGAAAGCGGUCUCAAGAUUUGCAAGCAAGAUUCUUAUGAUCAAGCCUGCUAAAUUCUAUCACAAUGAAGAAGCAGCUACAGACAACAAAUUUAUGUUUAAAGAUACUAAUACAAACAACUUUGAUUCUGAAUACACAAGUUUCAAGCAAACAGUGGAAUCCUAUGGAAUUGAAAUAACUCAAUUGCAUAAUCCUGAUGAAAAAGCCCCUGAUGCUUGCUUUGUUUGUGACUGGAUUUCAUUUUUAGGGCCUCCUGAAUAUAAAGAAAAAAUAAUGGUCCUUUACCCUGUUAAGCAUCCUUCAAGACAACGAGAAAGGAGACCAGAAUUUAUUGAGAGAUUUAGGCAGGAAUUUCCUGUCGUUAUUGAUUUGACUUAUUUUGAAGCUCCAGAACAUGGAAAAUUAGCUUUAGAAGGCCCAGGGUGCUUAACUUUUGAUGACUUAAGUAGCAAUAUCCUGAUGUGUACCUCAGAAAGAGCCUCUGAAAGAGUUUUACACGAGCUUGUGUCACGCUUAAACCACUACCGAGAAAUUCCAUGAAAUCCUGUAACCUUCAGGGCAUUUGACAAAACAAAUUUCCCUAUUUUCCAUACAGGCCUAUUUAUAGGAUUAACACCUACAAUGGCAGUAGUGAAUUUAUAUCAAAUUUCAAUGAUUUGUCAUUAAAAUAUUUUUUUAUAAUCAAAAUUGUUUUUAGUUUAUAAGGUAUAGAGUCAAUAACUGACAUUUCAGAUAAAAAUAAAGUCCAAGACGCACUUAGGCACUAUAGAAUUUGGGAUUUAUCAUAUGAAGAUAUGGUGAAAUAUGCAGGAAAUUUUAAAACGUUGUACUCCCCAAAAUUGAAAACUGAAGUGAUUUUCAUGUCAGAGCAAGCUAAAAACUUGCUGAAUCUUGAUAGAGAGAUCGUAUAUGUUGAUAUCCCUACUAUUGAAAGAGUGGGAGGAGGCUCUAUAUCUUGCAUGAUGUCUACACGUCCAUAA